Molecule: messenger RNA, 32486 nt
Organism: Columba livia (rock pigeon)
Lineage: Eukaryota; Metazoa; Chordata; Aves; Columbiformes; Columbidae
Gene: NAALADL2
Product: N-acetylated alpha-linked acidic dipeptidase like 2
Exons: 15
Coding region: 11775-14108 (777 amino acids)
Source: RefSeq, a predicted model, not a curated record
UCAUAAUUGUUCUGUUUAAAAGAAAUGUGAGGAUAUUAUGUGCUCAGAAUAAAGUAAAUAAACGUUGCAAGGAGUUAAGUUGCAAAACUUAAUAUUUAAUCAAAAUAAAGCGUGAGCAUGAGCUGGUAAUUUGGGGUAGGCUUCAGCAAUUAAACAAAAUGACAGUCAGUGGCAUGAAUGCUUAUGUCUUACAUACUGCUUUGGCAAGUAUCUGGUUUUGUCUGAAAAUUGAAUAUGCAUAUGAAGGAGAGAUCACUAUAAUUGAAUGGAAAAUGUGAAAUUACAAAGGCAGCAAAGUAUAAAUAAUUGAAACUCAGGUUGCAACUCUAGCUUUUGCAUUUCAUGAGCUCAGUUGCAAACAAAAUUGCUAGAAUGGGAAUUCACGUUUUUGUUCUGCUUUAUUUUACUUUCAUGGUACCAUAGUCCUGGUACAGAGAGCAAAGUAGUGAAAAUGACGAAGUGAUAAUUAAAUAUCUGUAGGAAAUUAAUAGUCAAGCCAGAGACUAAUUUUCAGCAGUCUACAGCUUUCAUUAUGUAUGUAUAUGCUUUGAUUUCUCAUCUAUAUGGAAAAUGUAUCCUGUAACACUGCACAUUUUUAGUCUUUCUCCUCCAGAAUUGUUUAACUUCCUGUGUUCCGUGGUAAGAUGUGGCAAGCUUGUUUUGUUUGUGAAAUCAUUGCAACAAAUAAUAAUUAUAUUUUCUUUACUUGAGAAGUUCUAUUCAACUGCAUUCUCAGGGAAACUAACAAAAUAACAGGACACUGAAAUACCAGGAGUGUGUUACAGGGUUAUUCUGUGUGUAAUAUUAAGGCUAUACAAGUAAAAGCGAAGCAAGAGCAAUAAGGCUAUACAAGAAAGAGCGAUAUAUUCUCCUCUGUCCUGGCCCUGCCAUUGUCCUGUGCCACCAUAGGUGCUUGAGCUGGGUGAGAGUUGUUCUGGCUGAAGCUAACCUGGAACUGGGGAGGGCAAGAGUGUUCAUCUUCUUUUACAUCAUCUAGCUCAUGUUAUGGCUGUGGAACUUCCCCGCUAGUGCCCCAAGUGGAAGUUAACUGUAGCUUGAGGAUGGGCAGGCAGGGAAGCGGCUAUUUUGGACGUAGGUCGGUAUCUCCAGUGGCUGAAGUAUUGCUGUUUCCAUGGAAUACAUUAAAGAUAACACAUUUCUUCUUCUGAGAUCAAUUCGUAUUUAUUUAUCUUGACAAGUUUUAGAAUAGUGUUUCCUCAUGUUGAAUGCAGUUCUUCUGGAGUUAAAAAGCUGUCAUCUGUUCUUUUAUUUUUUUUACAAAUAAAAAGGACACUUUAGUACUGUCAGUGUGAGAUCAUUGCUGUCUAAUAAUAGGCAUUUUAGAAGGUUUCUAUUAAUGUCGACUUUUAACAGAGCCCUCUUACUAAAAGAACUGUACCUUAUAAUCAUGCUGCAUCUUUCACUACAAAGCAAUUAUAUGAAUUGUACGAAUUGGCAAAAAUCUAUUAGCUCUUAAAACUCAGAAUGUUACUUUUGAUCAGAAAGGAAGCAAUCUUGUUUAAUUUCCCCCUCCCCUUCAUAUGUCUAAGAGAGUGGGAGCCUGUGUGAGGGAGAAAAGGAGCCUGAUGGUGGUUAAUGGCUAAUGAAUACAGCAAAGGAUACAGGAAUGGUUGCCUGGCAACGUGGGGAGGAUGGGCUGAGGUCCCCUGUCAGUACAUAAGAGUUGACUGUUUCCUCGUCUUUUGAGCUCACCAGGACCAGCUUCUGCAUUUUUGCAUACUUGGUUCUUAAUAUGUAACAUCGCUGGGUUAUAUUUGUAUAUUAGGUGUUUUGUCUCUUAUGUAUUUAAUUAUUUUAAAAAGAAACACAAGAAGAAUGGAAGCAAAUCAAGCAUUCUAGUUAAAGGAAUAAAAGAUGUUGUGAGUGCUGUCCCAUGCGGUUAUUUCAGGACAAGAGUAAUAUUUAGUAAGAACUUUGCCUAGAAUUGCAAGCUCUUAGAUCUAAUUCCAGGUAAAGUUAUAUUUUCUUAGUCCAAGAGCCCUCUAAAAAUGACUGUCAACAUACUCGGUGCUCAUAGAUGAUGGGCCGGGGUUUGUGUUAUAAUUGCAGCCUCAAGAAGAUUGUCUUUUUCUGUGGUUGAAACAUCACUAUGAAACGACACAUCUACUUUGUUUCCCCUCUUACUCUGGUAUAACAUCAGGCAGUGAACAGUGUGUGCACUGAGGGGUAUGACAGACUUGACCUUGUAGAAGUUGUUCUUAGAGCAAUUCACGUGAAUUUUGAAAAUGGGUGUCAGUAUGAGCUGUAGAUGUGUCUUUUUGCUGGUGUGAUUGUACAGAGGUACUGUGUCACCAGGGAGACAAAGGGUGGCCAUCAGUAAUGUGGUGUUCUCUAGAAGGCCUUUAUGGAAAAGUGGAUUGACGUGAACACGUGAAUGUGGUUAUAGUUAAGUCAACAUUGAACUAGUAACCUCUUUUCUGUGCAUAUGUUUAUUAAGGACAAAGUUACAACUGGCUUUCAGACUCAGGCUUCAUGAUCCCAUAUUGUGUCUGUGUUUGAUUUUGCCAGAGAAGUAAGUGUUUUAUCCCUUUCAGGUCUCAAGAAUAACUUUAUUGCCUAAUGAUAAGGUCAAAGCUAUAGGAAGCAGGUUGGGUUCUUGUUUUGAAUUGUUGAACAAUUGUUCUUCCACCAGGAAAAAAAUGAGGUUAAAGCGCAAGCACAUCUGCAAUUGUAUUACCUUGGGAAUUCUUAAAAGCAGAAAACCCACAUCUCUUGUACUAGUAAGAGCAGUUGUCAUUUGCAAAAUGCUUGCUUCCAUUUUUACUUGUUGGGUUCAGUGUUUUUGUUAGUAGUUGUUGUUAAGGAUGAAUCUUUUUAGAGAGUUUGGCAUGCUGUGAAAUCUGACCAGCUGUCUAAAUAUAGUUUGUUUAUAUGGAAAUGCAAACAAAUCCAUUAUUUUUUAGUGGGUACUUUGUAAUUGUCAGACUUUGAAUAAUCUAGACAAAAAUCAGUGUUUUCAUUUAACUUGUUUUGCACAGUCUAUUCUCUCUGUGUCCACAUGCAAACAUGCAGAGGCAAGAUAGCAGCAGCCAACUGUGUAGAAUUGCUUCCUUGAAACUGGAGAUAACUCAGAAAUUCAGGUGAAAGGUUUAAAAUGUUUCAAUUUGUAUAGCCAAAGCCUUAAGGCAAUUGUCAUUAACAAAAUGGUCUUUCACCUUCAUUCUUCAUGUUGCAAGCAGUAGCUUCUGACUUACUAUUUAUCUUUUUAAUGGUUUAUACUUACAUUAGAAACCCCAAGUUUGCUACAGGGUAUUGAGAAAUGUUUUGUAACUUAUGAUGAUUCAUGGGAAGGUUUUGGUAAACUGUUCUGGAUUGUAUUUCAUGGUAACUUGUACUAUUAAGGGCAACUUUGGUGUGUAGGUAAGAUUGUUCUUUCACAUCACCUGCACAAAUAAGUGCCUGCUGGUACAGUUACGUUAACUUGAACAUAACAUUCAAGGAACUGCAUAUUGCAUUAGUAUUACGGAAGCUUGAAUCCAAGUGUCUGAACUUGUACUUUAAUCUACUAUAUCAAUGAAGGAAAAGAUUACGAAUUUAAGGUUGAUGUAUUUGUCUUCAUUACCAAGAUGUCCAAAUUAUUGGCUAUUUACCCUCCUAUAAUAGAUUCUGAGACCAAAAAAGAUACCUUAAAAGUUAUUAUAAUUGAACCAAGAAAAUUAGUAAAGAUCAGUGAGUUUUCAAAAACAUUAUAGUAGUUUCUCUGUACUGUGCAAUGCUGUUGAAAAAACAAACAACAAAAAAACCCCUCCACAAACUCUCCAAAUGUUCUUUUAUUUGCAGCCAAAGUAAAUAAUUUUAACCUGGCAAAUACUCACUUGCCAACUUUUGUAAGGAGUGCAAGUGGAAUGUUAUUUCAGUGUUCUGUUGGAGUACGUGGUGAUGUCUUAUGAAAUUUCAGUACUACUAAUAGACCAACACAUUGUUUACAUUGGAACAUUGGUUAAAAUUUAAACUAAGUAAGUUGUGCUUUAAAAUGAUGCUUUAAAUCAACCAGAUGUGAGACUUUCGACGUAUUUUUGCAUGGGUUUUUGUGUUUUCUGUAGUGUUCUUCUGCCUCAUACCAUAGUGAUUUCUGUUGUGUUUUUGCUUUUCUUAUGGGACCUAAACAUAGAAAGUCAUGGAAAGAACAACCCAGGGCAGGCAAGAGUUCAAAGGUUUUUUAAUGUACCAUGAGCAUUGUUUGAAAGCAUGUGUCUGAUUCCUUAAUUGUGGGCACAGAAGUAACUUCUCAUCCUUCAUUUUGGCUUCUAUGCUGUUUUAUUUACCUUACAUAAUACCCUGUCUGAGAAACGGAGACAACUUAUUGAUUAAAGCAUAUGAAACAAGCGUAUGGUGUGUAAGCAGGUAAAAAAGGACAUGUGUAAUGUAUUUUAGAUCUCAUUUCCUAUGUUGAUUCUGUAUUAAAAGAAUGAAAAUACAUUAAGCAAUGCAAUAACUGCAUCCCAGUAAACACAAAGCCAACAUCUGUGUUUUCUAAAAGUACCUCACUGAAACUAGAAUUGGGAAAAAUAAAACUUUAUUGCAGAUUUGGAGAGAAAUGGAAAUGCUAAUCUAAAAAUCAUAUAUCUUUUUUUUUUUCUCCUCUCAGUUGGGGAGAAUAAGAUUUUGCUGCCUUUACUCUCUCUGGAAAAAUACAGCUCAUUCUUUUUGUUAGGAUAAUGCUUAGAUAUUUCAGAGAUGCAAACAACAAUAAAGAGCGUUAUUCCAUAAUAGAAAUGCUUUAUAUAGGGAGUUAGUUACAUUAAAUAAUUGAACGAACUAGUUUGGAACAAAGGAAGCAUUUAAUCAGUCUGAAGCACAAUUCCAGUGUGAUGGAUGUGCCCUGCUGUCCAAGAAGCCGGUCCAGAAUCUGAGCCCCAAUUUGUACAGUCCAAGUGCAGUGUCACCCACCCAUCUGAUUUUGCAGAGUAGUUGUUAAAAACUAAUGAGAUGUGCUUUACUACAGACUAAUGAGGUGUGCUUUAUCUGCAGAGGAUUGUAAGCAGAUGUGAUGUGCAAGUGUCUCACUGGAGAGGAGGAGAUGGUAAAUUACGGGUGCGCUGAGCUUGGGUGGCAUGUAUACAUGUAUAUGUGCCUCCUGCAGCAUGCAGCUGAUCAAGGAGGCUGCGCUCACCUAACAGCUUGUCAGCAGCCAACAAAGCUGUCUUAUUCCCAUGUUCUCUGCUCCUUCAUGGGCUGAUUAACAUUUUUUAAGCAGCAGAAAACUGAGAAGUGAUAGGAAAAACUGGGUAGCUUUCUGCUGGUGAAACUGUGGGACUAGUGAACUGAAUCAACUUGUCAUAGAUUCAGAAGAAGACCACAACUAUCACAAGGAGGCAGCAAGUCUACUGGCUAUAAAAAAAGCAAGAAGUGAGUGUAGGAAUAUCACCUGAGUUGUCAGUAUGCCCCCUCGUUUGUUGGUAGGUGUGUAUGCAUCAAAAGCAUUUGUCAGACCUCCUGUGCAGAGACUCCCCGUUCAGCCUGGCUGAUGACAGGACAGAGCUGGGUUUGUGUCUCUGCUUGAUUCAGGAGGGAGCUGGUUCCCAGCUUGUAGCACCCGAUGGGAUGUGUGUAUUGCAAUGAAUGGCUGUCUUGCUGUAUGGGCAAGUCCCACAAAGUGAGGUAAUGUGUUAGUGUAACAUUGCUUCUCUAUAAAAUAUAUUAUACAUACACGUAUAUAUCAUUAUAUAUACAUAUAUACAUUGCAGCUCUUCUGUUGGAACAAUCUUCAGUGAUUGAAAAUUCACACACAAGAUUCAUCUUGGCUCUUCUGCAUUAGCUGGGGUAGAAGAUACUUUAGAGUCCAGGUCUUCAUUAGCUUGACAAUCCAUCUCCAUAUUAAAUCACUGAAUUUUAUACCGUAUGUUUGUUACAAAAGUCACCAUAUGUGGCUGGGAAUGCAAGCCGACCUACUUAAACCACAACUCUUCCCAGCAGUGUGAGAUACAUCUAGAGAUGAGUGUUCAUCGUGCUGAAAUCUCAACACAAGGGCGCUCAUUUCUGCGUUUUAAAAAGUGCUCUCUCUAAAAGGAAGAGGGUGGAUUAAAUGGUGAAUUUAUUUUUAUUGAAGCUGAUCAGCUUUUGAUCCCCUGUAUUGGGUUUUUAGGCUCUGUGCUUCCUAAUGUGGUCUUAGAAUAGUAAGAUUUACUUCUUCGUUGUGCAAGAUGGAGUUGAGUAUUAGUUAGCAUUUAUAGCAUUAGCUCUCUUGCUGACAAAUAUUAGAGAAACGUUUUUCAUUCCCUUGCUCUUGCUUUCUUUUUUUUUUUUUUUAAGCUGCUUACUUCUGUCAUUCAAUUUAUCCUUUGCUUUCAAUUAUAACUACAAGAUACAUCAAAAGUAGGGGUGGUAGAAAUAAAUCUUGCAGCAAUUUUUAAGUAAAACAAACAGCAUCUUUAAAAAACACUCGUUUAAUACCACUGCUUUUAUAAAUAGUCGAGUGGACUGAAGGGCAGUGAAAUUGUUAACCUUUUUACUAGAUCUUAUACACUCUGCGUUAGUAUAAUUUGCAAGCCCAGAUUAUAAAGUAUCAUCUUCCAUGCAUCAGAUCUUUAUACUUGUUGCAUAAUUUGAUUUUGUUUAAUACUGAAAAGACCAAAUUAGAAGAAAUAAAAAGGAGAAGUUAGUUAUUUUUUUCCUGUCUUCUACAAACUGACUUCAAACUAAUGUGUGUGUAGCUUUGGCUUCUGUGGACUCAUCUUUCAGCUGCUGAAGUCAGCUUGAGUUGUUAUGUGUUUUCUGAAGACUCAUUUAUGCUUUCAGUAAGUAGGGACUGUAAAAACACUAGAAGUGAAUGAGGAGGCCACUGUUGAUUUUGAUUGCCAACAUUUUUUUGACGUUUGGUAGCUAAAGCUGUGUGAAUGAACAGGAGGAACAGGAACUGGUUAGACAAAGAUAUUUAAAGUAACUUUAGAAAUGACAUUUUGACAAAGCCACCUGUUUUCUGUGGAGGGACUAAUACCUCUGCUGGGGAAAGCUGUCGAUUUUUUUCUUGUUUUAGCUUUCCAAAUAAGGGCUUUGAGAGUGGAGAGAGAGAUGUUAUUUUUCUUACGAUCAUAAAGCUAUGAAAUGGGGUCAGAAACUGAACUGUAGUCUUAGAUCCUUCUCUACUGUGUUCUGUUUGUCAGUCUUUUCAGGACUGAUAGGUCUCAGAGAGACAUAACAAUUAUCCAUUAUUCAAGUAUUGCAAAAAAAUAAUGUAUGCAUUAUUAACAAAUCUACAAAAAUUAAUGAAAACUCCAUGGAUGUUUUGAACCUUGUUUUCUUCUGCAUGCUAAUAAAUUCCCUUGGCAUGAGAUUUUCUCAUUCAGCAAGGGAGAAGGGAGAUCCCAAACACCAACAAUAUUAAAAACCUGAACAUCAGUAUCUGCCCCGUCAUUUUUGUGAGGGAGAGAGGAUUGGCACUGCCCCUUUUCUCCUAGCGCUCCUGCCGUUGUUGAAGGUGAAAUAUUUGUUCAUUUUAUCAUGUGAAAAAUGUCAGUCGGUGGUGCCAGACAGGUAGUCACUACGUAGAACUCUGUGCACUGCUUCUCUUCUGCGAUAAACUUCAAAACACUUGGUUGUCCACUGGCAGACUUUCACAGAGACUGGACCACAGAGUCAGCUUAGAGAUUUAUGUGAAACAACUCUGCAAAUUCCCAGUGCUUGCAUUUAAGCUAUAGUUACAAUUUGUAUCACCUGUGCUAUUUCACGUGUAGUAGGUAUACCUUGUUAUUUGCACUUUCAAAACAUUGAAAGUAUUCUUUGAGGGAAAAAACCCUGACAUGUCUUCCUAUUACAUUUGUAGAGUACGUAGCAUAAUACACCUGGGAAUUUGAAACAUGGUGCCAAUAAACAAUGACAGCAACUGUUAGCUGUUGAUAUUACUUUCUUGCAUUAAUUCUAUAAAUAUCUGGAUUCUUGAGUGGAAAUGAGAGUCUUGAAUGCAAUUUGUCGCGCACUUAGAGGAAACCUUUGCUUUCCUGAAGGCUUUCAGUUGUCGGGGCCUCUCUAGGUUUGCAGGUCUACCCUAGAAAACUUGUGACAAUAUCCUCUGGCAAGUUUUUUCACCAUUGGUGGAGAACACUCUAUUUCUAGUGACAUUGAAUGUAGGUAAGGUUGUAGUCAUCCCUGACAUUUGCAGUAUGACACAGAGGUCUGUUUGGCAUGGCUCUAUGUAAGAUGUACCUUUUUUCUUUUGUAGAAUCACUGUCAUAAUGAAAUUCUGUUUCCAUUCAUUGUCCGUCAAAUGCACUGCUUAGAAUCAAGAAACAUUGUAGUUACUAUACUGUAAAUAUACAGAACAACUUUUUAUUUUCUUCUGGGAGCAGAACAAAACCACUGCAUUUUCACAUUCGGGUAUUUCUAGAAAGAGUGAAUGAAUCAAGAGUUCCUCCUUUGGAAAGCACUCCAUUUAAAUCAUUGCAUGCAAGUGAGCACAACAAACGGUUUUAGGGGAACAUAAAACCAAGCCAGUCAUUUCUCACCAUCAGUCAUGGUUGGAACAGGAAGCGUGAAAUACCUUGAGUUUCAGUCCUUUUUCCGCUAUUCCCACUUGCAGGCUUCAUUUCAAAGGAAACAAGUAUUUUCAGUACUAUCACUGUCACCUCUUGAAUUCUUAAAAAUAUUAAAGAGUUACCAGAAGGUGAUGUGAUAAAAUGCUAAAGCUUAAACUACAAAAUACUUCUGUAUGUGCUAAAAGCCUAAAAUCAGGAUCUGACUCUUUAAGGAAAGUGGUGGUACUCAGUAGCAAAGAAGAACACUUAUUUUUGUUGCCUUAGACUUCUGUUUUCUUUGAGGAUAGUAGCUUGCUCUAUAUGUGGGAGGAACUUACAGAAUUGAAGGUAAAAACUAAACAUUAUUAUUUCUUCUGUGUUUAGAAGUUAUAAUAAUGUAGGAUAUUUAAGGAUUUCUGUCUUUCAAGAGAUGGACAGUUUGUGUUUGAAGAGGGCAGAAAUACUUUAGAUAUUUCUGUCUCGUCAGUUAAUUACCAAAUAUAUUUUGCUUAGCACUGCAGAACUUCAUUGACAGAUAAACUUGGUAUUCUUAGUUAUGUCUUAUAAAUAUAGAGCAACUCAAGUUUGUUUGAAUGUAGAAAUUCAGCACUAAAUCUCAUCACAAACCCCAAGUUUGGUGGUGAAGGGAGAGCUUCUGUAUGGGCUCCUCUACUAUCCCCAGGAAGGGUUACCUCUAACAUGGGUAUCGGUUCUCAAAUCAAAAUACUAGUAAGUGAUGCACUUGCCAUAGUGACCUUGCUUGAGAGCUGAGAUAAAGUUCAGUACCUAAAUAUUUUCCUUAUCCUGUUUUACGUGCCUUUUAUCAGCUUUGAGCUUCAGGAUGAUGGUGCAGAUCUCCUUUAGUAUUAGAGACCUGUUUGAAAAGCAGGAAUAGACAUAGAUCCUUCAGUAAAGGCUCAGUACCCACUCUUGCAAGCUCAUUUCAUUAACUGUACUACUGGAUAUUUAAAGGAAAAGCCACUUUGGUUUGUCACUAUUCAGGUAAUCUCAAAGCCAGCAAAGUUCUAGGUUAUGCAUUGUUUCUGCACACAAAAAUAAUUCAGUCUCUGUCCUGCAGUAGAGGAAGCCACAUUAAAACUGAGCUGAAAAGGACUUCCAUCCACUAAAUGGAGGUUUCAUUUGAAUGUUUCAUUCAUACUUUCAAGUGGAAACUUGGUAAAUUAAUUGAAGAUGAUGUUCAGCAUCGGAACUGGAAGUUACUGGUGUCUGCUGUGCGGCUGGGGAGAUUCCCAAUGUCUGCUGGAGUCUCUCCUUCCGUGCCGACUCUGAACCGGCCAAGGGCAGCUCCAGUUCUUUGGCACUAAACUGGGAUUCUGGGAGGGAUGAGCCUGGUGAAGUGUAGGAACCAUUGGCUGCAAAUUUUGAGCCAUGAGCUGAGAUUGAGGAUUAUGGGGAAAAAACCCAGCAAAAGCUCAGCUAAACUAACAAAUAAAAUCAUGAAAGGCUGAUUUUUUCAAACAUAAAAGUUCAUUUUGCUUUUUUCUUUUCUUUCUUGGUAAAAGCCUUUUCUGACUGAACAGUCAAUUUAACCCAACUAAUCUGAUCAUCAGGGAAGUAUAAAGCAUGAGCUUUUUCUUAUGAACCAAGUGAGAAGGUGUUUUGGAAUUCACAAUUCAGAUGAUUCAGGAUUGGGAUGCCUGAUUUACCUUCUGUGACAAAGCUCUGACGUUUAAACAUGGCUAAAAGCUGGCGGUUGUGAGGAUGAGGAAGGUGCUUAAUGUGUGCAGAGAAAAUUGAGAGUGAAAUGCUAAAGGACACAAAUAUUUUUUUAUUCUGCGUUGUGAAGAUUAGCUUGAGAAGUGUUACUGUCUGGGGGGAUAUUCUUAUUCCUAAAUAAGACUUACGUUUGAAUUAGCAUAGUCUGUUUCAGAAAUUCUACUUUAAAGGUACACUUUACCUAGCCUGAAUUAUCUUGAAACACUUAUUUCCAUUUUUUUUUUUCCUGCCUGUCUGUUCUAAUAAAUAAUUAUUUCAGUGCUUUAAAAACAGUGGAGAAAAAUGCAAUACAGUUUAGCUUUAAAAAUACAUAUUUUGUACUGGAUUAAAAAAAAAUCUAGUGCUAUUGAUUAGACCAUUUUGAAUGUAGCCAGAUACAGGUUAACAUUUUGAGAGUUACUUAGUGCUUUCAAUUUUUCAUUGUUUGUUCCUUUAAAAUAGUGCUGUGGCUUCUCUUUGAUUUUUGUCAUUGGCAGCUCUAAAUGUAAAUGUUAAAAUCAAAGUAACUUUGUAGGCAGAGAGACAGGUGCACUUGUUCAACAAAUUGAUCACAAAUGUAUCAGACACCUGUUAUUUGAUUUCCCCAGCAGAAAAGAGCAAAUAUUUUCUUGGAACCCAACUUGAAGUCUGGCCGGAUAAGAUUACCUUAGAAGUUUGUGUCCUUGGGCUGGAGAAAAGAGGGGAAGAGAAGCAAAAUAACCUUUUGUUUUGUUUAUAAGCCCUUUCUGUUACAUAGUCAAAACAAUCUCAAAAUUACAGUGUUCAAGUGAAGCAUUUUCCUUGGAGGUAACCUUUGUAAAAGACAGGGAAAGGGUGGUUUUGGUUUUGAGGUUCUUCACGAAUAUUUUGCCAAGGGGCACUGCAUCUGCGGCGAUGCUCGUUCUCCGUGGUGGAAGGCUGUGGCUGCAGAGUUUCCAUCCCGUUGAGACUGGCUUGAUGGUUAUCAUUUAAUUUUCCUAUGAAGUGCAAACUCAGAGGAUCUUUAAAAUCAGUCACAAACUUUCUGUUGGCAUUUUGACUAAAACACCUGCUGUGGAAGGAGAAGCAUUCUUCAGAUCACUAUCGGUGUGAAAGUGAAAGGCAAGGGUGGGGAGUAAGGGAGCGGGAGAGUCCAGGAGGAGACAAAGCAGCCUUGCCUGAAGCACAUGUUAAUCAAAGCGAGAUCAAAGGAUAUGAUGUCAGUUUAUAGAGAAACAGGUCAGGCAAGCCCAGGUAGCUCAGGAAGCAGGAUGCUAAUUAUUCACAGAAGAAAGUCAGGUAUACGGUUACCGUGCUACAGUUGAAAGUCGGGAGGUCAAAACUUGCACAGCAACCGAGUCAACUUGAUAGAACAGCUUGGGUUCUUACGCAGGGGAAUUUAUAGUUUCCUAGAAAUGGGAGAGAAUGAGUCUGGUGUCCCAAGUCCGUCCCAACAAGGCUCUUGCUUACAAAUCACCUGACGAAAAUACAAUGAAGAAGUAGUUGUGCGACAUGUGCUCAUCCGUCACUCCGGUUAUUCCACAGCAGCUUUCCAGCGAGCAAGUUGGGAAGACCGGCUUUCCAGUGGAAGCUCUUUAGGAUAAAAAGAUGGCGUAUCACAAAGUGAACGCAGACCAGAGAGCACAGGGGCACUCUCCGUACCUCGACAGCGAUGACCUCCAAGCCACAGCGCUGGACCUGGAGUGGGACAUGGAGAAGGAGCUGGAGGAGCCUGGCUUUGACCAUUUCCGACUGGAUGGUGCCAUCCAGCGUCACCUGGGACACUCGCAGAGCCCUGACCUUGAUCUCGAGCCCAUCCAGCCUUCGUCUUCUCCUAAGGGAAGGUUCCAGCGGCUUCAGGAAGACCCUGACUAUGUCUCACACUAUAUGAGACAGACACCAAAGAGCAACCGCUGCAGCUUUUUUCAGAUACUGAAAGUAUUUUGCACUGCUUUGAUUGUAUUUAUUUUUGGAAUUGUGAUAGGAUAUUAUGCACGUAAGAAAUGCCCGUCUCCUCCAACAUCUCAAGAACCAAAUAACCCUCAUCUCUACCAUGAAAUUCUCAAGGAAAUUAAAGCAGAGAACAUUCAACAGAUUUACAGAGAUUUGUUACGAUCCCCUAGAGAAGAUGAUGUAGACAUUGCAAUGAAAAUUCUGGUUCAGUGGACUUCCCAAGGCCUUGAAGAUGUCCGGCUGGUAAAUUACUCUGUUUUGCUUGACCUACCAGGCUCUUCUUCAAACACAAUAACUCUGAAAAACAGCGGUGAAUGCUUUUAUCCCAGUGGACAGCGGUGCAACAGGGACACCAAAAUGCUUCAUAGCCAAGACCUCCUGUACUCGUAUGCAGCUUACUCUGCCAAAGGAGCUCUUGAGGCAGAACUUGUUGAUGUGCAGUAUGGGACCGUUGAAGACUUGAUCCGGAUUCAAGCCACUACAAACGUCACCAAAAAAAUUGCACUUUUGAAGCUAGGACAGUCACCUCUACUUUAUAAGCUUUCUCUGUUAGAAGAUGCAGGGUUUGGCGGUGUUCUUCUUUACAUUGAUCCUUGUGACUUACCAAAGACUACAGAUCUUGCUGAUAAAGCUUUUAUGGUGUCCUUGAACAGCGGAGGAGAUCCAUCAACACCUGGUUAUGCCAGUAUUGAUGGAAGCUACAGACAAAAUCGACUGAACCUCACAACACUGUUAGUACAACCUAUUUCUGCAGUGCUUGCCAAGAAGCUUGUUUCCUUACCUGAGGACACUGUUCAAAAAGAUAGGUGUAUACCCCUCCAAAUGCCAGCUACAGGCAAAAAAAUAAUCAGUCUGAAUAUUCAGUCAGUCACAACUUACAAGACAAUUUCUAAUGUUAUUGGAUAUUUAAAAGGAACUGUAUUUCCUGACAGGUACGUCAUCAUUGGUAGUCAUCACAGCAGUUUAAAUACUUACGGUGGACAAGAAUGGGCCAGUAGCACUGCAGUCAUCACAGCAUUUUUACAAGCCUUGAUGUUGAAGGUGAAGAAAGGCUGGACGCCUGAUCGGACCAUUGUUUUCUGCUCGUGGGGAGGAACAUCAUUUGGGAACAUUGGUUCAUAUGAAUGGGCGGAGGAUCUCAAGAGAGUUCUUCAAAGAAAUGUCGUGGCCUAUAUUAGCCUUCAUAACCCAGUCAGAGGCAACACAACUUUACACCCUGUUGCAUCUCCUUCUCUUCAGCAACUGGCAGCAGAGAGCCAGAGCUCCAACUGUGUGGAAAAGACUAGAUGUCCAGGAUCUAAUGUGAGUUCUGUGCAGAUACAAGGAGAUUCAGAUUAUUUCAUCAACCAUCUUGGAGUACCUGCCAUGCAGUUUUCUUAUGAGGACAUCAAAACAUCAGAGAAUUCUAGCUUUCUCUCUGAAGCUCUUUUUCCUGUACAUACAACAAAAACAGAAGAGCUGGAUCCCUCCUUCAGCCUACACGAGACCAUUGCAAAGCUAACAGGACAAGUGACUUUGCAGAUUGCCAGUGAACCAGUUUUGCCGUUUAAUGCCCUCGACAUCGCAUUAGAAGUUCAGAACAGUCUUAAAGGUGAUGACAUAGAUAUUCCUCAGUUGCUGGCAUUGGCAUCACAGCUAAGGGACACUGCAGAAUUGUUCCAAUCAGAUGAGAUGCGCCCAGCUAAUGACCCCAAGGAGCGGGCUCCUAUCAGAGUCAGGAUGCUCAAUGAUGUGCUACAAAGCUUGGAGAAAAGCUUCCUGGUUCAUCGAGCUCCUCCAGGACUUUACAGGAAUAUUCUUUACAGACUGGAUGAAAGGACAAGCCGGUUUUCAGUAUUGCUAGAGGCACGGGAGCACUGCAAACUACAUCUGUCAAAUGAGACCAUGCAAGCAGCCUUGUCAGAGGUGCUGAACAGCAUCAGUUCAGCUCAGGUUUACUUCAAAGCAGGACUUGAUGUGUUUGAGUCUACCUUAGCUGGAAAGAAAUGAGAGAAUUCUCUGCAUUCUAAGACUUUUGUUUACAACUAGCUAAACAAAAGUUGAGCUUGGACCAGAAUUUCUCUGAGGAUGAAACCUUUCUCAACUUUUCUUUCAGUUGGCGCUUAAAGGUACCACAAUGCGCGUUUUUAUAAAUAUAAAACAGUCUUUUGCACUGUUCACAGUAUAUCUCAAGUGUCUGUUUCUGAAUGUAGAAAACAUAAUGAGAGGGAAUAAUACUUAAGAUAUGAUUUUUGAAAGGACAUCUGCUGUAUUUUUUAAUGUAAGAUAUAUUUUUAUGACUUAAGAGCUCAAUCUUGCAAAAUACCAAGCACAUUCUGCAAUAUGCUGAAGACCUGGUUCUGAGACACCCCAGGUGCAUAGCCAGGUGAGCUUUCCACACCUACUGUCAGAAAAAUGUGAUUUACUUAUACUCUUGUGUUUCUUAGCUUCCUCAGUAAACUCAUCUUCCUACUCCUUUCAGAGUAAACAGUUGAAGGAUUUGGCAUUUCUUUGGGUAACCAGCACCAGUGUUAAUCAGGAAAUGCACAAAACACCCUUACCAGUGCAAUCCAACAGUGCUGUGGAACAAAAAAUACCUCAUUUCUGAGAAUAUGGAUAAAAUUUGAUAAUCCUGUUUCUGUAGGAAAAAUACUUGUUUUCUUUAGCAAUUCUUGGAGAGAAAACUUUUGUGAUGAUUUCAAAUUAUUUGAAAAGUUUGAAUCAGGAAUUACGCUUGUACAAAAAUACUUUAAAUUUUUGUGUUAAAUAAAAUAACUGCCUAGUCUGAUAAGGCUACAGGCCUUAUAAGCUUAUACAUUCCCAAAACAGGCUCUCCCUAAAUUUCUAGAGAACAGUAAAUGAAAAGACCUAAAACUUCUGGGAACAUUUUUGGAGUUCCACCACCUGCUGUUCCAGGCUGGAUCAUUCCAUCAGUAGUGCCUGGCAUGUAUGACCUGGAUUGUUGUUAAAAAAGCACAAGCAAAACAUAAAUUGGUUCCCUACUGCAAAACCAGGAAUUCACCUCUGAAGGCACAAGCUGAUGAAUCAUAUUGCAGGAAUAAAACUCUAAUCUGUUUUGGAUUGGUGGAAGCCCUGUUCAAAGGCUGUAUUCACACCAUUACCUUGUUGACCUGAAGUAAUCCUUGAAUGAGAAGAACAGGAAGUUCAGUGUCCUAAACUCUAAGGGGGUAAUAUACACACUUGAGAAUUGCAGGUCUGAAUGAUAUAAACAGCUGAAAUUGUUAAGCCCUAUUGGGUUUAGAGUUUUAAAAUCUCAGAUGAUUCUGGGAUCAGAGCAUAAAAAAUUAAUUUUAUAUAGAUACUUAGAAUUGAAAUAUAAUUUAUUUGAUGGAAAUAUUAAAUGUAUUGUUACCUGUUUUGCCAUGGAAACAUUACAGAAACAUUUCAGGUUGCAAUGAAAAUGGAAAAAGUAUCUGCAUUGAUGUAAAAAAAUUACCUUCAGGAAAACUUCAAAGUGCACAAUUUGGUGAGAGGAUGAAAGCUCAUGAAACAGUACAACUUUUAAAAGUCCAUGUUCACAAAGCAAGAGAGUUGUUUACAGAUCUGGGUUUCUGUUUUCAAAAGUCCUUGGCAAAUGGGUCUCUGCUCACAAUGACCUGGGAUUAGGUACACAUAGCUGUGCUGUUGCUACAUUUCUUUGCAAGUUAUUAUUAUAAUAUGGGCAAAAGCAUCCCAGGUCUGACCAGAGGUCGGUUGAUUCAGUUGUACAGCUACAACUGAAGUAGGAAUAUGGUCAACAUCAGUCAGCGUGACUGCAUGAACUUAGACAUGAUUAUCUCCUAUAUUUACUUGUCAACUGGUAAGCAAGAGUGUAUGUUUUAUCUUCUGCUGAUGCUGGUACCAAUUUAGUUUACUGAAGAGAGAAUUUGACUCUGAAAAGUGAACAGUUUUUCUGAUAUUGAAAUGUUUGUGCAUCCCCUUGUUUCCAUAGUUCUAAUUAUUGUGAUGUUUAAAUGGUUGGAAUAGCCACAUUUGACUUGUAUGUUUAUUUUGUGAUAGUAUUCGGGGAGUUACUGUGCACACUAUAUUUGAAUUGUGUUUUCUAAUAGGGACCACUCUUCUAACAGAUCAUUUAGAAACAUCUUUCCUUUAGCGUGCUGACUUGUAGUGGACCCAGUGUCUAUAGUCUUAAAUGAUACAGGGUCAGGUGCCAUUAAGAGACCAUAACCAGAAAUUAAAACUUCCUUUAACUCUGCCAGGUGAAUUUAAUAACUGCUUCUUUAGUCUUAGUAUGUAUGUUCCACCAAAACCACUUCUGAUGUGGCCAAAGUGUACUCAUGCAAAAUCAGUGAAAUCUGUUGGGAAGAUUAUCCCUUUUGUAUGAUUUCUCAACCAUGUAAUUCCUCACUAAAACAUUUAUCUUGUUUUCUCACUAAUGUCCUUCUAUAACCACUUUUAAAGUAGCAGACUUCAAAGUACUACACCACAAAAAGCAGUGCUACUAUAAAUGCUUUUCUAUACUAGAGACAAUCAUAAUUCUUGUUGGUGAGAUUAAUCAGAUGAGCUAUUUAGAGACUUCAAUGCAUUGAUUUUGAUGUCAUCUCACACUUCUAGAUCUCAAGGCUUUUAUUUCAGAUGUUGAGAUCUCAUGUAUAAGUGAGUGCUCAGUGAUAAUAUUUGUACCAUUAUAGCUUCGGAAAAGGCACAUUUGAGCCAUAUCCUUCCAUUGAUUUUUAAAUACUAUCUAUUGACUUGAAAGAAUUUAUAGCAAGCUAAGGUCCUAAAUACCUGAUGUCUUUCUAACAUAGAAUUUUUGCCCAGCCAGCUGUGGAACAUCUGCUAAAGGAAGGUGUUAGUAAAUCGUAGUAGCUUGCCCAGAUUGAAUUCUUUCCUGUAUUGUGUUGAACUGAAUGGAGCACCCUUAAAGGCAGAAGUUAUGUUUGAAAAUUGCCUGAAUAAUACUAGAAUCUGUUACCUUUUCAGAAACAUCAACUGCCAGAGACAGCAUAACAAAUGUGUUGAUUGCUAGGUAAUAUAGAGUCAUUCUCACAGUGACCAGAAAAUCCCUGCAGCUUUCAGUACUUGUACAUUGAGACAGUUGAUAAUAAAAGGCUAAUAAGAUUUUAUUAGUGAAUAUUUUAAAGAGUCUAUAAAGCAGCUAAAGUACAAUCAACUCAGAUGAAUAAUAGGUACACGGGAGCUAGAUUUUGAGUGCUAACCUUAAAAAAGGCAGUUAAUUGUCUUUAUCAUCCAAAAAGAACAGUAUGUGUGCGAAUAUGCAAACACACAAAUGCCUUAUAACUUCAAAACACUGUGCAAACAUUUAUUUACUUUUAGUGAUAUGCUACAUCUACAUAAACACAGAGAUAAAUAAUAUCUACAUCAGAAGAUUAGCAGACACUUUGCACUGCUUCACUUUUUAGGAAAGUGUUUAAGUCUGGAGGUGUAAAAGAAGGAACUUCAGCUGACUUCAGUUCUUGGAGCAGUAGCUGGGGAAAGAUUAAAUCUCUCAGGUAUCACCGAAGGGACCUCUGGAGGUCAUCUAGUCCAACCUCCCUGCUCAAUAGGGUCUCCUAGAGCCAGUUGUCCAGUGGUGACUAUGUCCAGAUUUCUUUUGAAUAUCUUAAAGGAUGGAGAUUCCACAACCUCUCUGGGCAACUGUGCCAGUGCUUGGUCACCCUUGCAAAGAAGUGUUUUGUUCUUCUGUAGAUACAGUUUCUCCAAAUGUCUCCCUCUGCUUCUUAGUUGUUAAGUUAUUGUGAUUGGUCUAAUUACAAGUGUUCAAAAGAGGACUAUCAUUCAGUGAAAACUCUUGGCCAAGGUCCGUAGGAUUUCAUGCUUAAUAUGUUGAAAAGUUCGUAUAAGGAGAUCUGUCCUUUAAGCCAUGGACUUUAUUUUAAGUUGUAGAGACUAAUGUCUUUUAUCUUUUGAGGUCUUUUUGUAUGGUGUCUGAUUUCCAGUCACAGUAUUUCUAUAUGCAUUAAGAGAGUGACUGAGAACAAAAGAUGCUUUAAAAAAGGCAGGAGGGAAAAAUACCCAUCAACAUACGCGUAGCUAUGUGCUAUGAAUGUAUCUAUUUUAACCAAACUUUGGGAGCUCAGUGCAAUUCUAUGGCUUUUGUUGUGCAGCAAGUCAGGCAAUAUAAUUGUGUAUGUCAUUCUGGCUUUAAAAGCUAUUAAAUACCAUAAACAUAGUUAUGUCUGGGCCUGUACUUUCAAGGGAGCAGUUAAGAGUUUCCUCCAAAGCCUUGUGUUGCAAACUGCUCUCUGUGUUACUCAGAAGCAGGUACCUCUGACAUAUGUUAUAGUUGCUACCUCAGGAAACAGAGUCUGGAAGAUGUUCUUUCCCUUUAGCACUCUCUAAAUUUUAGCAGUGUUGCCAGUCAGUCACAGAAAGGUGAAUGAUAGGAAACAAAGCUCAUUUUAAGAUGCCUGGGACCUGAAUUUUGAAAACAGCCUUAUACAGCACAGUGAAUGUUCAAAACUCAGGUGUGUUCUGUUGGAGCUCUGAGUCUACCAAACUUGGAAUAGAGGCUCCAAUGUGGCAAGUUAAUGUCUCAGAAAUAGAGUACACAAUUAGUUACCGUCUAUUAAAGGUUAUAUUAAUGGUAAAAAUUACUUGUCUACCAAUGCAGGGAUAGGAUUUCAUCACCCCGGAUAGUUUUUGGUGGCUUUAAUCAUCAGACCGUCGUCUUCUCCUCUACUACCAUCUUCUCCAAGCCCCUGCAUUCAGCUUCUCUCACAUCCUCAUGUCAUGUGAUGACUUUCCCCAUUCCUCAUGACCUUUUUCUCAGUCAUUUCCACUAGUUUUCUGUCUCCCUUCUAGUUCCUUAUUACUUCUUAAUCUUCUCUUUAAUUUGCCAGCCACCAAGUUAAUCCCCCUAUUUUCUCCCUGUGAUAUCAGUCACACGUUUUGUUCCCCAUCUGGUUCUCAACUCACCUCCCUUAUGUUUAGAUUCUUAUUCCUGGUACAGCUGACAAUAAUGAAGAGCUGAAAGUAAUGUAAAAGUCCUGCUCAGAUCCAAGCAGAUAAAAUGUAAGGAGACAUCAUCUGUUAAAUUCAAAGUAUUCUCUUCCGAGAAUGUGUAGUGAGCAAUUUUUUCAAUUAUAACUUGGCUGAAUGGAAGCAGAUUUUCUUGGGGCCUGCAAAGUAUUUUUGCCUAACUUAUUUCUCUCUACUGUCUAGACUGGCCAAUUCCCUCAAAACUAUCAGUAUAGGAAGCUGUUAAUCUUGAAAGUUUUGAAAUAAACUGUCCAAAGUUGGAUAAGAAAUUAUAGAGUCAGAGCUGCCUACUAUCUGCCUACAAAAUAAAAUAAGCAGUACGUAAGCACAUGAUUUUUUUUCUGACCUUAUGCAUGCCAUCCAAUGCUUUCAUUACAUGAUGUCUACACAUAAAAUUUAUGUGUGUAAAUGUCUGAGUAAGGAAAGAUGGUUAGAGCAGAAACAGAACUUGGUUACUCUAUUGCGGUGUUUUAAAUGUUUGAGGAUAAUAAGGACUGAAGCCAUAUGCACAAACCUGUACUUGAACAUGCACACUUAAACCUAGGACAUGCCUAAGAAUAGUGAAUGCUCUUCUAGGAAGCAAAGGAUUUAAGAAUAUUUAAAAUAGACUGCAUGUUUACUAAAACUAUGGUGCUAUCAAGUCUAACUUUUGUUUUUUCCUAAUUUUAAUCUCAUUGCCCCUGGUUAUUUCUAAUAUUGCUCAUACACACUUGUCAUAGCUGGAGAAUAUGUACACCUGCAGAUUUAGAUUUACUGGAAGAUUAUGCUUCCCCUCAGGCUUAUGGAUUUGCUCUGUUUUUUUUUCAGCAGGGUUGACUUUACCAUGACUUCUUAUCAGGGUACUGUUACACGUGAGUGAGGUCAGCAGAAUUUUGCCACUAUUUAUGGGCUUUCCCAAAAGAUUUGCUAUCAGAAUAUUGUUUAUUUACAUUUAGUCUGUUCUCUUUAAUCUCUCAACAUAGAUUAUUACAAGCAAGAGUAUAUUUUUCAAAAAACAGGCAAGAGUCUCUUGGUCAAUGUUAAUUAAGCCACAGCAGAGAAUACAAAUGUUUGUGUACAAGUGAUGUAUUAUAAUCUAGUAUUAACUUAAUAGUUAUUAUAAAUAUUGGCACGGAUUAAUGCACACAUUCUCUUGGGAGCUUCACAGAUUGGAAUUAAUACAAGGACUUAAUUUAAGAAAAGGCAUGGAACAACUUUUUUUGCUGUCUAAAUGUAGUAUAUGCUUACUCAUCUGCCUAAUCCAUUUGGUUGAAAAAGAUUAGGGUUUUGUUUAAGCUACUUUCCUCUGAUUUAAUUUUCAACAAGCCUUUGAAAAUGAAGUCUUGUUCUUUAUUUUUCUUUUAAAUGUGUGCUGCCUUAAGUGUCUAUGAAAAACUUACCAUGUGUUAGUGUACCAUCUUCUUGUCUGGUCAUUCCUGGAUUAUUUGAUAGAAUUAAAAAUGAUAUUUUAAAGCAUGGUCUUUGGAAGGAGGUUCUUUACUGACCAGUUAAUAUAUAUAUGAUACUAUAUGCUGGGGUGGCUGCCUUUACAAUGCAGUGGUAUAGGUAUGAAAUAUGAUGCUUUGAGGCACUAAUUUAAGAGAAAACAUUUUUUUUAAUAGUGUUGCAAAGACCUGCUAAUUUUCCCCCAUUUGAAACUCUUCUCUCCUGAGCAUACUGGUGAUAUAGCAGUGCAAUACCAAGUUCUCUUAGCACCUGCUACAAACUCUUACUACAGGUGGCAUGCUAGAGGGUUGCCUGAGCCAUCAGUAUAUUUCUACCAUUUUUACUUAUUGUCUCUUGUAGCCCCACUCAGCUUUUAUGUAGCACAAUCCUGAUACUGAUCUGAAGGACACCAAGGUGAGAUCCAUAGGUCUGACUGAUGGGUUAGCUUGCUACAGAAACUGCUGUUGCUCCCUACCCUUAAAAAGUAAAUAAUAAUUGGUAAGUGCUUCCCAAACUUGUGGUGUUUUCAGUCUGUGUACUGAGGAUUCAGAAAAAGUCCUGAACAAUGGGGUUUUUUUUCAUGCAGUCUCAUUACUUGUUCUCAACAGCUGAAACAUCUUGUAGUCUAUGAAUCCACUGCAGGAUAAAAAAGGAGAUGCUCGAUGUUCAUACUUAAAGCAGAUAAGAUGAAUACAAAUUCUCUUUGUUUUCCAUUUGCAGUUUAUGCAAGUUAAUAUGCAUCACACUCUCAUCACGUAUAUAGUAUGGUUUGGUCUUCUAAGACAAAUGGAAAAUGAAUGUGAUUCUGUAUCUAGAGGAAGUAUGAUGAAUUCAGGGAACACUUCACAUUGAAGUAUCUUUAACUGUUCGCAUAGUAUGAGAAGCAGUACAAGAUACUCAGAACAGAUACUUUUGGGAGUUUUAGUACAGGUCUGGAAAAUAAUAUUCUUCUGCAUAAGGCCAGAUUUUAGCAUUGCAUUCAUUCAUAGCUUCAUGGUAGUGCAUUGUACGUCCUCAUUGCUCUGCCUUUGAGGAUUAAUGCUCACGUGCUGUUAUCAGUGAUCAUGAUAGUGUCAAUAUGAACUAUUAUUUUUAUGUCAUGUUACACCUUACAAAGUUUACCUAAUCAGAUGGAAUAUACAAGUAUUUCUGCCUUUUGUGUGCAAAAGAGCAGCUGUCAAGUUCUGUUAUCUUUGUCAAGCUUUGACACAGAAUGUGAGAUGCCUGAAUGAUGACUGCUUCAUUCCAUCUGUUUCCAAAUUUCUGUGUAGUAAAAUCAAGUUGCCACAAUUGAUAGCUAGUCAAUUCAGAAUAUUAAGUAACUAGGUUUUCUUGAACAUGCAGUAAUAAAAACUUGAUGCGGUGAUUCCUGGAAACCAAUAAAUAUCAUGUUAUGUGGAAAUGUGCAAUGAAAGGUUGAUUUUUAUAACACAUUAUAGUAUGUUGAGUCUGAAUAGAACAGUUUAUUUGCAAAAUUAGUUUACUUUGUAUCAAUUUGUACUUUUAUAACAAAGUGUAAUAAAAAGGUAACAUUGGCCAUUAAUAUAAGUAGAUUCCACAUACUUCGAUUAAGAAGGACAUUUUACUUUUUGUGCUGUGAAUAUAAUUCUGCAGUUUCUGAGAGUGUUUGUACAGAAGGUACUGUGGACUGGAACUCAGUAAUAGACAUUUUGUGAAAGUGGUGUUUUUCCAUAGUUACAUUUUUGCUAGAAAUUAAACUGGAAUAUGAAGAUGUGUAUAAUGUACAUUGCACUGACUGAUUUGGAAUUAUAUUCAUUUGGUUUUUGUCGGUUUUGCUUUCUUUUUUUUAAUUGGUUCUGCCAGUGAGCUGUAACAUAUGCCUCUCAAGCUGCUGAUUCAGUAGAAUGGAUCCCAGGGCAGUAAAACAUAAUGAGAAGGAGGAAGAAAAAGAAUAGCUAGACAGAACUUGAGAACCUGGGGUGUGAUAAUUUACUGACAGGUAAAUUUUGGAUUAUCAACUUUUUUAGGUGUUGGCAUACAGAAAGCCCAGAUAUUCAGAUAAUUUGUCUUUCAGGUAGGAAGAAAUUGUCCUUGUAUAUUUUUGAGAAUCAAGAAUUUGAAAAGUAGGCAGAGACUUUGGAUCAAACUCAAAGUAUUCAGGAUGAGACUCUUAUUGAAAAAAAAUAAAAAAAAAAAAAGCUGCUGAACAGCCUUAAUGCUGUCUGAAGAAAGAAACCAGUCAGUUCUGAAAAUCUUGAUAUGUAAAAUUCAGAUGAUAUCAAAUUCAAAUGAUCAGUCUUUUUCCUGUAGUUCAGAGGUCUUGAAAUUAUAAGGUAGUUGUUAUCUCAGAAAAAUACGAAUUCCAUGUUUUGAUUAUAGUAUAUGACAACUUGGAGGCUCUUUUGUACUUACAAGGCACUUGAGAGGUGUAAUGAAAUAGGUUCAUUGUAAAAGAAUAUGUAUGUCCAAAAUUUAUUUCCAUUUUUUGUAGGGUUUUUUUGAAACUGCUUUUCUGUUCACCAGAUUAAAAGGAAAAAUAAAAGUGAUACCUUGAUAAUAUUUUUAAUCAUGGCUAGAUCAUUAACCUCAUUUGAUAAAUUAGCUCCUUACAAAGUGCAGCUCUAACUAGAAUAUCUCAUGUCGUAUUGAAGACUAAUUUGUGGAACAUAUUCCUUCAGAAUAUGUUUCCUUUAAGCCAUGUAAACUUGUGCCAUGAAAAUAAAAGCCAACUGUAUAUCAAAAGUUUUAUACGUGUAUCCAGUUUUCAGUUCCUGCUGACAGAUCUGUGGAAGCCAUUGUUACUGAAAAACGUAAUUGAAGCUAAAUGUUCUUUGCCUGGGCAUCAAAAUCUUCUCUGGGAAACUGGGCCAUUAUCCUCUUUCACUAAGUAUCCAUCUGAGCAAUUUAAUAAUAAUAAUAAUAAUAAUAAUAAUAAUAAUAAUAAUAAUAAUAAAUGUUUAUUUAACAUAAGUGUUCCAAGUAGUCGGGUUUGGUAUAGGACAGAUUUGUCUAAGAAAAUGGAAAUAUAAUGAAUCCUCUCCACUGUUUUAUUUAACCUUGAGAUUGUUAUGGCAUUUCUUGCACCUGUAUUUCUUAGCAAGUAGUAGCACAGAGAUCCAUAUGGGAGUGGAAUAUAAAGGAUCAUAUAAUUAUGAAGGCAUUUGCUUUUAUAUGAAGCGUAGGUAUGGUAACCAUGCAACUGAAGUAAUGGAUAAUUUGACGCAUCACAGUGAAGUGUUCACAUACAAGGCUGGUGAGCAGGAUGGGAGUAGAAACAGAUUCUGGCCAGUGGCAGCUGCCUGAUGGGGACAACAGUGGGUUGAAGGUCCUGAGAGUGCCAGAAGUGGGCACUGGGAAAGGCAGGUGCUGGUAAGACGAUUCUGUUGCACUAGGUACCAGAAAGCAGACAGUGGAGAUCUGGCUCCUGCCCAAAGAACUCUGAUGCCAGUUUAACCAGUUCAGGGUGAAGACCGGUAAGAGUGUUUCAGCCCAACACUGAUCUGUUUAGUUUGGAAAGGGCAAGACGUGAAAUAGCUAAGACUUUUAUUGCUAGAAACGGUAGCAAAUCCUGUCUUGGAAAGAGAAACUCAGGGCCUUGUGAGUUACUCUCUAUAUUCCAUCAGAAGAGAAUAUAAAAGUGACUAUGACAGUGGUGCUGUAAGCUGAAUUGAUUUUAAGAUAUUUGGUAAAAACAACUGGAUCACCAUUUUCUCCCUAACAGGCAAGAAGAAGAGUGGGUGAUUCUAGGACUGGAUAAAGUAAACUAGGUCUAAAUAUCUGAGUUGAAAAAGCCUUAAAGCCUUUGUUGAGUCAAAUACACAAAGGCACCAAAGCAAAGAUUUCUUUCAGUACAGUGACCUUGAACAGUCCACUCACCUUCUUUCUAACGAGCUUCAGUCUUUUCCUGUUCAUAGUCCUCCUCUCAGCUGCAGAGGUGCUGGGCUGUAUCUCAAGUGGUGUAAACCAAGAUCGCUGCUUUGAGGCUGUCAGCUUACAUCAAGUGAAGAUCUAAUCAGCUCUUUGUAGCUCAGCCUCAAAAAAAUGGAAGCGCUUUCUGACAUUGCUUUACUAUCUUAUUUCAUGAGAAAUCUAGUAAGGUUUGUAGGCAAUGCCUCCAAUUCAUCUGUGAGUGUAUUUGAGCUCAGGUCAGUGCUAUGCCAGAGAUUAAUUAUCCCAUUGCUUAAGGGUUAGUUUUCCUGCACAAAAAAGAUCAUUAAUUGGAACUAAUACCAUGCCAAUAUUUACUUCCUUUUAACAUGUACUGUUGGUUUAAUAGCAAGUAUUGUACUUAAAAUGGGACUUCUCCCUUAAACAGUUACCUGUUAUUCCUUAAGAAUAAGCUGCUUUUAUACUGUAUAAUACAAACCAGUUUCAUACAGUAUCCCUUUGUGUCCGUUAGCUGUGAUUAGAGAAUAAGAUGAUGAGCACAGUGCCCCAUCAGAACUGUGUGACUGUAUCUUCUCCAGGAAGAAGGAAAAGUAAUAGGUAGAGAUGUACUAUAAGAGCUGAAAAUACAGAAAUAUAAAAUUUAAAACAGUAGAAGUGUUAGAAUGAAGUUAAAAAGAAGUUAGAAUGAAAGUUAAAGAACUAAUAUCUAAAGUGAUACAAAAUGGGUAAAUAUUUUGUCAGUAUUGAAGAGACAAAAUGACUGAGAGAUGCCUUUGCUUUGAUAGUAUAAACCUGUGGAGGUUGUUACAGAACACACAGGGAAAAUCUUAAGGUUUUAAAACUUGUCUAAUUCCAACUUACAUGGAUAUUUGUAAUUUGUAACAUGAGAAGAUGUGCUGCCAUAUAAGUAGUCAGACACUGAAAUGUCUAAAGGAACUGUUACAUUCCAGACUGGAAUAUGACAUCCAGAGAAACAAGUUAAAAAAUAAAUUUCCAUCUGCAUCUACCACAAACAGGUUGACAUUUGUAUUUCUGUGAUUUUCUUCUGAAUAAUGAUAGAGCCCAGUGUAAGAAUUCAUAAAGAUGAAUUUGUCUGUAGCCUGGGUGACAGGCAGGUGUUUGUCAGUGUGGGACUAUAUAUGAAAGAUGGUCAAAUUACCUGAGUAAGUUUCCACAUAUGUCAUGUGUCACUGCAUUUCCUAAAGUGAAGGAUCACUGCGUUAUCUAAAAUGAAGAUGCAGAACCAUGAUGGGAGACCUUGAUAUGCAGGUGUUACUUCUACACUAAACGUGAAAAAUUAGCUCAUACCCCCACGCAUGAAGUUCACAUUUUCAAAUUCUAGGGGGAUGACCCUAUAAUGAGCACUGACUGAGUUCACUUUCAGGACUGUGCCAUUCAUAAAGCGCUUGUCACGCUCUCCUAGCACAACAUAAUCAGGGCCCUGUGAGUGAAUAAUAGCCUUGUAUUCAUAGCAAGGCAAUUUAUUAUCCUAUAUGUAAAAUGACAACUUCAUUAUCAUUCACUAUUAUAAAAUAGCAGGGCAAGUAGCAGUUGAAAUGAAAAGGCAGCUUUUUAAAUAAUUCUUUUCACAGUAUGAAAAUCCAAUACAUAAAUUCACGGCAUGUAACAUUUUUAUUAAUCUAUGAAGAAUUUAACUUGAUGUUCCAUGGCAUACCUCACUGAGACUUCUUCAUUACAUUUAGAAGAAAAAUUUGUAGUGAUUGGCUGUAGCAUUAUGUGGUUUUUUUCCAACCAGCUGUGCACCUCCUACUGUGCAUUUGUAGACUGGCAGAAUUCUGCCUCAGUUACUUUGUUGGCGAUCCAAGGAAUUGCCUCUAUGCUGUGCAAUUUGAUGCAGCUUUGUAAACCGACUGCAGAUACUUAGUUCUGGUCACAAUCGAAUGCUAAAUAUUGGGGAGAUUAUAGGUCUUCUCAUUGUUUUUGCUGUUGUUUCCAUGAGGCCUUCACCACCCAUAUGCAAUAAGCAACAGUUCAUUUAGCUCCUGCUGGUAAUACUGCCUUUUCAGAAUAAGAACAACUCUUUCUUGUCAGAAUAAUUAUAUUUACCAAACUUUUCUGUCAUCUAUUAGUAUUUCUGAGAAAACAACCUUUUCAGAAUACAUUAAUUUGCUUCAAAUCAGGUGUGUUGAUGCCCAUAAUUUUAUAAAUCCAGAAUAAAUUAAAAUGAAUUAUCAACCAUGAUAAGUAACUAAUUAAGUAGACAUAAAACAGAUGACAUAAUAACAUGUGAUCCAGUUGUGGGUUUGAAGAUCCUUCACAGUAGGGCACGGUUGGCAUCAUUAACUGUAACUGGGAAGGAGAGCAAAAUUUGUUGGAGACAGAAACCAUGAACCAUCAGAUGUACAGGAAGGACUGAACAGCAUGAAGGUGAAAGGGCUGAUACAACUCUUUUUCUUUCUUCUUUCUUUUUCAGAAAAUAUGUUACGUUAGAAACUUUUCUGCUCUCUUCCCAGAUAUCUUUCAGACUUAUGGCCAGGCCUCAGCCAGCACAAUUCAAGGAUCUGUAAUGUGUCCCUUCUGAUGGAUUACAUUACAAGCUUGUUAUUAAUUUAAUCAAAUCUUAUAAGUGGGUGCACUGGUUACUGCUGCAAUGCAAUUCUUUUUGAAAAAUGUCUGUCACAGAAGGUGUUUACAUUCCGAUACUGUUAGGACUCAAUAAUGAGUAAUCCAUAUCAUGAAGGCUAAGUAAAUUAUACUCAACCAGUAAAUAGAUUUUUUGGGGGCUGAGGGGCAGGGAGGAAGACUCUUGUCAAUCUUAUAUAAAAAUAAAUUGCCAUGUUGUAUGAGCACUUCAGGGUCUCUGAGCUGGUCAAUGUCACAACACAGGUGUGACCUAGAGAGUUUUUCUGUUUUCCUCUUUUAUAGAUAGUGGGACUGAGCUGAAGGGAGUUUACAAAGAUUGAGGAAGGCAGCAUUACCUGGGACCUCCUGUAUUCCAGCAGAGAAAUGUAACUGCUGGACCGUCCUUCUUAAGCCUUCGUCAAAGACAUGAGAUUUUUGCCAAGAUGAAUUUCUCUAGUCAGAGAACAGUUAUAUACUUUUUUUUUUUUUUUUUCCAAGAGGAUGUACAAAGAUUUAAGAAUUCUCUCCCUGACCAAUCGUAUGACACUUUGGAUAAAUCUUUAUAUGCAAUAAUACUCAAGGACCUAAGUAAUACAUCAUCUUUGAUCUGACCAGACAUAAAUCAUUUAUUCAUGAUAUAUCAUUCAUAACUUGAUUCAUUGACUCAUCUUCAGACAAGACAAGGUCAGUAGAAAAAAAUGAUUAAGCGUUUUGCCUGCAGGAAAAAGAAGCUUAAACAACAAAUUCAUCUUCACAUCUGACCUCAUGAAACUUGACAGAGAAGAUUUUAAAUAUAGAAAUAGACUUUAAAAGCCUACUUUUACUCCCAAUUACACUAGUUUAAAUCCACAGUCACUCCACUGACUGUAGAGGAAAUGGGAAAAGCCUGUACAAGUCAGUGGGAUCAUACUAUCAGGGAAGAACUUGACUCUGAAAGAGGGGACUUGGACAUUUAAAGCUGAAGAUAAUGUGCCUGAAUAUUUUAUUGGAUCAAAGAUGGCAAGUCAGACUCUGUACCCAGUCAUAUCAUUAUAAAUCUGGCCAGAUGACUUGAAAUUUCAAAGUAGUCUGAGCCUUCUGGCAAGCUGAACUAAACAGCCUCCUUGAUUUACAGUUAAUGUUUUUGCCUGUGUUACUAUUGGGAAUUUCAUUUCAAUAGACCUGCUCCCUGUGGAGUGUCCUUGAGAGCAGCAUCUUUAGAACAGGUUACUGUUUUGUUAAAUAACGGAAGACGCAAGAGUAUGUCAGUUGCCUGCAGUGUAUCCAUGGUCCUAGCAUUCUAAUGUUUGCCAAGCCUUUGCCCAUAGAAGAGAGCAAAAUCUUUCUCAUCUUCCUUCUUCCUUCUAGUGCAGCACUGGUAACAUCUGUUGUGGAAUAGUUGUUUUAAGAGACAAUCAUGCGGGAAGAAAUCCCAUCAGAGUUCCAGACCCGAGCGGACGGAGGAAGAAAUGCAGCCGACUCAAUAUGAGUGAUAAAGCAUACUUCAACUUUAUUGCCCGAGAUAGCAUGCAUUUAUACCAAAUACCAUAAUUAUGCAUACUUGUCUCUAUCUAAUAGGCUAAGCACUAAAAGGUUACAUUUACUUACUCCACCUACUUGGGUUUAGCUAGCUAUGCGCAUCCCGCAUUCUUCUGACUCUUAUCUCUUCAAGGAUAUCCUGACCCUGCCUUAGUUAGUACUUUUCCGUUCCCCCCUUUCCCACGGCCUAAUAGACAAGCUAACUAAGGCCUACUUAUGUCAACUAAAAUGGGCUCUGCUCGUACAGUUGCUUGGUGGACUCAUGUCCGUGCUCCUUGAGCCAAUCCCCGACACAAUCAUACCACACUUCAAAUAAGGUAAGGCAGAUUCUUCAAACUAAUUUAAAAUUGUCCGUGUGCUUAAGUGUCCAGAGGGCACAGUAAUAUUCAAACAAGCAUCUACACAUUUAUGCUAAAAUUAAGGAAACUAAAGCAAAGUGUCAAAAUUGAAUUUGAUUCCAUUUGGAAGAACUCUCAACCUCUUUGCAAUUCUCAGAGUGAUUGAAUGCCUUUAUCAACAAGUGAAACUGAUAGAAAUGAAGGGUGAUAACACAUUGUACCCACUGGAAUUCUAUUUGUUUUUAAGAAAGAGAGAUUGAAAUAUAUAAUUGUGAAAAUACCUGCAAUAAGCAUUUUGUCUCGAUGAAGCUGAAAUAGGAAAUAGGAAAAGACAAUAAUACAUAAGUAAAGAAACAGACUUUAAGAUAGUUGAGGGGGGUUUGUUUGCAGAGGGAUUGGGGGGCUGGGUACUUUCAUUUUGGCUGUUGGAUUAGAGAGUAGCUACCAAAUGUUACAAUUAAGAGUGUGACCCGGAGGGUCCUUGAGCUCUACAUUUCCCCUACAUAUCACUCUUAAAACCUAUGCUAAAUAACCUAGCACUGAUUUCACAUCUCCAGUGUUCAGUAGCCAUUAAAAUUUCUCAUUUCUUUGUUCUGUGAUUGUGCUUUAGGCAGUAGCAUAAAACAGAAAUAUAUCAGCUCAAGGCAUGUAAUGGUAUUUUCUUGUAUCACAGUUCUCAUGCGGAAUACCAGCUGUAUUAUUUAAUAUGAAUAAACAAUUUAUUCAAAUUAAUAAAUUUAAAGGUAAAUUCAACGUAAGUAGCUAAGCAACACCCACAAUAAAAUGAAAGAAUAGAGCAUGACUAAAGCAAGGAUUCAGAGUCCACUCUUACUGUAACCUGUUUACUUUGUGAACUUGCAGCAGCAGGUCGUUAAUAAAUAAUCACUCAGAAUGCUCAUAAUGUGUCCAAACCUAGGCAAAUAACCAUAAUGGUGUGGUUUGGUUUGUUUUCUUUUUGAAACUAGAAAGAAUUUAACUUCUUGUGAUAUGGCUAAUGUGAUAGCCUCUUCAAAGUUUCCAAAGACUGCAAUGUAGUAAUUCACUCUAGGAAAUGAUUCCAGCCAAGGCAGCAAUGAUCAAACUUCAUGUGGAUGAACUGUGCAAAAUUCCAGUGUAUCAAUGUGAGUUGUUGUUCAAAUGGAAGAGGAGAACACAGGUAGGGACCCUAUCCAGCCCUUCGGGGCUGGGCCAAGAGGGGUUCAGAGCCAGUUCUAGAGAGAAACUGGGAAACAAACCAGAACUGAAUUGGAAAGGUGGAUUCCUUCACCCUACCAAUCAUGAUUACCUAUACACAUAAUGACCCUAAAGGAAGAGGAGAGCAGUGGCUGCCAGUGCCAACAUGAUGACUUAGCAAUUCCUUAAGAAAGUGGGAUGGGAGGAUAACACACUGAUUUUGCAGCAGAAAAAAUUAGCCAGAAGGAUUCUCUCUGAAAAAGAAAGGACUUUCUCUGAAGCUUUUAGAUUUAGAUUUGAAUACUGUAUCUCAUCCUGUGUAACUGUCACUUUUUAUAGAACCUAAAUUAUCCUGAAGUCUGCUCUAUUUUAAGCAAGAGAGACAUAAUCAUUUGCUCUAAGCUAGCCUGCUUCUUUUCUUUGUAACUCCUUAUGCAUAGAUUUCCAUUCUGGUGUCACUUAAACUCCUGCAGAAGAUUCCUAAUUGCUUUCAAGGACAUUGUGGCUUUACACUUUUCUGAUGGCUCCUUCCAUUAUUGCUUUUCUGUUUCUCACCCAUUCAAAUGAAGUGUUACACUGAUAUUGUUAAACAGUUUGAGUUAAAUUCCAGAUAAAACUCCACUGUUUUUGGCUGAAUAAAACAUUUCUGUAAUAUUGUCCAGUUAAACUUCACUGUUGUCUCAUGAUUAAUUUCUCCAGCAUAAAGCCUUUCCUUGUGCUAUUCUUCUUGUCAAUGCCUGAAAAUAUGUUGGUGAACUGGUGCUGAAUUACCUUAGCAAAUGUGUUUCUACAUUCCAGUUUGUUCCUAUUUUACCCAUUGUAAGAUAUCCCUAUUGCUCACUUUCUUCUUGCUGUAAAAAGUGCAUGAAGUCACUCUCUUGCUUAGUUAAUUAGCUCUAUUUUACAACACUAAAAUUUAGACCAAAGCCCUGUUUGCUUAAAACUGAAGACAUUACACUUCCUGAAAAACUACCAAUAUACUACACUUUAACUUGAUAUCUUUUCUUAUUUAGAGUCACUCAGCUAUGUAUUUACUUUAUUUUUAAAAAGACACCAGAUUGAACAAAUUGCUGGGCUACUAACCUUAGUCCAGAGAUGCAUAAUGAUUCCUAUUCAAGCCUUUUCAACCAUAUUAGGUGCAUAGAGGAAAGCAGUUUCACAGGUCAAUAUUAAAUUUAUAGAAUCCCAGAAUUAAGCACAUCUAUAUAUUAAUAACAAUAACAAAAAAAGCUAUUAACACACUUUUUCAUAUUGCAUUUUUUUAAUUACUAAAACCAUGGUGUAAAGAUAGGAAUAUAUCAUUCAGCAUGUCUGGCCGUGUUUCCCAAUUGCUGUUAAGAACAAAAACUAUUAAUACUGGAACAUGGUGCUCAACAGAUAAGGUCAAAUUCAUUCUGCAGCUAUAGUGACAUUAUAAUUAAUGAGAGAACUGUAUAUGGCAAGAAAGGAGAAUAUUGACCCAUUAAUACGCAUUUGAAAAUCAAAGACCAUUUAUCUCCUGGUAAUUCUAGCAUGUGUUCAAUGUUACAUGAUUUUUUCCUUUUAAAUGAAGGACAGAAAAGCCAUUUAAAAACUAAAAGUGGCUGAAUCUAUAAAUGAUACCUUAAAGUUUGAAACCUGUGCAGCAUUAUGUCGAAGCAGAACAGGAAGAGCACAGAGGGACAAUAUCUGGCGCAGCUGGAAGGCCACCAAGAUAUUUUCUGGCUUUCAGGUUGGGUAAGUGCUUUAUCAUAUGCACUAAGUGUCACUGUUCCAUUAUAGAUAUGAGGAAAUUAAGCAUAAAUCCAAUGCCUGGACUCAUUCAUGAGAACUCAGAAAAAAAGUCAAGAUCUCAAGUCCACCUUUGUAUUCACUAGAAAACAGUGCUUUUCUGUGUGCCACAGGGUGGCCUGCGCAACAGAGAGAAACUUCUUAAAUCAGCAGGAAGGUGCCUGCUGCAUUCUGCCAGCAAGGGCAGCGUGGCAUGAAUGCCACCCCAGAGGUCCAUCUCAAGUGGGUGUCAAAUUGGGGGAACCACAGAUUGCCAACGCCACUGCCUAGCAGGGUAGCAUGGAAAUCCACAGUGUCAUAUGCAAAGAGACGAGGAAAGUAACAAAGCAAACAGUGGUGCCCUAAAACUACUUAUGAUCCUGUUCAAAUGUGGGAAUAUCACAAUUUUUGUUGCUGUGGUUCUUCCAUAGGGAAAAUAUUAUAUUUUUGCUGUGCUGAGUUUCCUCUGUUGUGCUUGCCAUGGUUGUAUUUCUGUACCUUUAUCCUGAAGAUAAAAAUAUUAACUCUUAGAAUUGUUUACUGUUUACAUGACAUAAAUGUUUGGGUUUUACAUUUAUUUCUAAUUGACUAUUUGUUUUGACAUGCAGUUAACCCAAAAGUGAGCUCAUCUCAGUCACUACAAAGAGUCUGGAAACCCUUUUCUAUAUAAUUUAUGAUCUUUUUUCAUUAAUGUGUAAUAUUUUUCAACAUUUCUUCAAAAAAGCUAAUAGACUUAGAUCCAUUAUGUGGUUAUACCAAAUAAAAUAAAGUCGUCUUUGUCUACUUCAGA